GCUUCCUCAUCAGCAGCACUUCCGGGUUGGGAGAAAGGUGGCAGCGCUUUCGGAGGGAAUAAAAUGGAAGGAGAAUCACGCAGAUUUGAAAUCCACACUCCAGUUUCUGACAAGAAAAAGAAAAAGUAUUCUGUACAUAAGGAAAGACCUCAGAAACAUUCCCACGAAAUUUUCAGAGACUCCUCCCUGGUGAGUGAACAGUCUGAAAUAACUAGGAGGAAAAAGAGGAAAAAAGAUUUCCAGCAUCUCAUUUCUUCUCCUUUGAAAAAAUCCAGAAUCCAUGAUGAUGCUGAAAAUGCCACUGCUACGCUCAAAAAGAGAAAAAAGAGAAGAUACAGUGCUUUGGAGGUGGAAGAGGAAGCAGGUGUUACAGUUGUCCUUGUGGAUAAAGAAAAUAUUAGCAACACACCAAAGCCUUUUAGAAAGGAUGUUGAUGUCAUUUGUGUUGAUAUGAGCAUGGAACAGAAGUUACCAGAAGAGCCUAAAACAGACAAAUUUCAGGUACUUGCUAAGUCACAUACACAUAAAUCAGAAGCACUGCACAAUAAAAUUAGGGAGAAAAAGAAUAAAAAGCAUCGGAGGAAAGCUGCAUCCUGGGAUGCUGUACAGGAGAGCCAGCGGGCAAUGGAUGCCCUGCCUCAGUCGGAAUCCCACCAGGAGGAGUCCUGGCUUUCUAUGGGUCAAGGGGGUGAAAUGACAGAACUACCAGCAUCUGCUCAUAAAAACAAGUGUAAGAAAAAAAAGAAAAAGUCCAGUAACCAGGAAUAUGAGACGUUGGCCAUGCCUGAAGGAUCGCAAGCGGGCAGUGAGGCUGAGCCUGAUAUGCAGGAAUCCCGGCCUGCUGUGGGCUUGGAUGGUGAAGCUCCAGAACUACUAGGACCUACUCACAAAAAAAAGUCUAAGAAAAAAAAGAAGAAAAAGUCCAGUUACCAGGACUCUGAGGCAUUGGCCAUGCCUGAAGGAUCACAAGUGGGCAGCGAGGUUGGGACUGAGACGCAGGAAUCCCGGCCUGCUGUGGGCCUACGUGGUGAAACUGCAGAACUACCAGCACCGGCUUAUAAAAACAAGUCAAAGAAAAAAAAGAAAAAGUCCAGUCACCAGGAAUUUGAGGCAAUGGCCAUGCCUGAGAGCCUUGAGAGUGCAUACCCUGAAGGAUCACAGGUGGGCCGUGAGGUUGGGAUUGUGGAAGGCAGGAAGGCUCUUAAAGGGUUCAAGGAAUCCAACAGUACAGAGAAGAAGUCUAAGAAAAGGAAGCUUAAGUCUGUCAAAAGGGCCGUAGCGUCUGGUGAUGGUUUUUCAGUGUCCAGUAAGAACUCUGAGAGCACACUCUUUGAUUCAGUAGAAGGUGAUGGCGCCGUGAUGGAAGAAAGUGUGAAACCCAGGCCCCGACGAAAGAAAACCCGGGCCUGUUCAGCAAGCAAGCAUAUGCAAGAGGUGCCAAGGUUAGAACCUGCAAAUGAAGAACGCAAUGUGGAAACAGCUGAAGAUUCCGAAACAAGGUAUUUGUAUGCAGAUUCAGGAGAUGCCGAUGAUUCAGAUGCGGAUUUGGGUUCUGCCGUCAGACAGCUUCAGGAAUUCAUUCCUAACAUCAAGGACAGGGCCACCAGCACAAUCAAGCGGAUGUACCGGGAUGACUUAGAAAGGUUUAAGGAAUUUAAAGCACAAGCCCCUCUGAUCACCUUUCUUCUGACUUCAGGUAGGAACAUUGCCCGGCCCUGGAAGCUUAUAUACUAUCGAGCAAAGAAGAUGUUCGAUGUCAACAAUUACAAAGGCAGGUAUAGCGAAGGAGACACUGAGAAGUUAAAGAUGUACCAUUCUCUCCUUGGGAAUGACUGGAAGACGAUUGGUGAGAUGGUGGCCCGAAGUAGCCUCUCCGUGGCCCUGAAGUUCUCGCAGAUCAGCAGUCAAAGAAAUCGUGGUACUUGGAGUAAGUCUGAAACCCAGAAACUAAUCAAGGCUGUUGAAGAAGUGAUUCUAAAGAAAAUGUCUCCCCACGAGUUAAAAGAGGUGGAUUCCAAACUCCGAGAAAAUCCUGAAAGUUGCCUAUCAAUUGUUCGGGAAAAACUCUACAAGGGCAUAUCUUGGGUAGAAGUAGAAGCUAAAGUGCAAACCAGAAAUUGGAUGCAGUGUAAAAGUAAGUGGACAGAAAUUCUAACCAAGAGGAUGACUAAUGGUCGGCGCAUAUACUGUGGCGUUAAUGCCCUGCGGGCCAAGGUCAGCCUUAUUGAAAGGUUGUAUGAAAUAAAUGUGGAAGAUACUAAUGAAAUAGACUGGGAAGAUCUUGCUAGUGCCAUAGGUGACGUUCCUCCAUCUUACGUUCAAACGAAAUUUUCUAGGCUGAAAGCUAUCUAUGUUCCAUUUUGGCAGAAAAAGACUUUUCCAG
Mandrillus leucophaeus (drill) is the source of this 2383-nucleotide messenger RNA. It is a transcript of the gene TTF1, whose product is annotated as transcription termination factor, RNA polymerase I. Lineage: Eukaryota; Metazoa; Chordata; Mammalia; Primates; Cercopithecidae. The record is from RefSeq and is a predicted model, not a curated record. The transcript is spliced from 9 exons. The annotation marks the transcript as partial.